AUGGAAGAAACCAGCGCAGACUAUAUAAUCGUUGGCGGCGGUCUCACGGGGUGCGCACUUGCAACGCGCCUUGCUCAACGUCUCGACUCCUCCGUCUCUAUUCUCAUUCUUGAAGCUGGACCAGAUCCCACUUCCAAUCCCAACACCACCACGCCAAUGGAAGGCCUCAAACUUCAGGGCUCCGAGCUCGAUUGGGCAUAUCCCACUGCCCCAACACCGUCCACUGCAAAUCGUGUUUAUAAUCUCACGUCAGGCAAGACUCUUGGAGGGGGUAGCAUCCUCAACUAUGGAGGAUGGGCUCGUGGCAAUGCUGGCGAUUACGAUGCCUGGGCCCAAAUCACUGGCGACGAACGCUGGGGUUAUCGAGGACUGUUGCCGUACAUGAAACGCAGCGAGCAAUUCAGUGCAAAAGAAGCAACUGCCGACCAGAAUGGCUUGGACGGGCCGUUAAAAAUCACCGGUGUCAGCGCCAGUGAUCCCAUGCGACGCUAUCCUCUGCGUGAGCCGCUCAAAAAGGCAUGGGAGGAAGUUGGCGUGCAGUUGGUGGCAGGCAAUGGAUGCUCAGGGAGCCUCGCUGGCAUCUCUGAGUUUCUGGAGACCUGGGAUGGUGGGGUGAGACAGCCUUCGCAUCUGGCAUACGGUCUUGCCAAAACCCGUGUCAACAUUCGCACUAAUACUCUCGUGGACCGCGUUCUAUUUGAGCGCCUCUCUGGAAAGCCUCCUCGUGCCAAUGGGGUUUUGCUUGCAGACGGGAUUCGUAUCAAGGCCAACCGGGAGGUUCUGCUCGCGGCGGGUGCGCUGCGGUCUCCCCAGAUCCUGCAGCUCUCAGGAGUGGGGCCGGCUGACAUGCUUUCUCAGCACGCAAUCCCUUUGGUUCACGACUCACCGAGUGUUGGAGUUAAUUUGUUCGAUCACUUUGCUUUUUUCCAGAUAUUCAAGCUACGGAACCCUAAGCGAGGACUGGCGCUUGGCCAUCCAGCAUUGUCCAACCCAGCAUUUCUCAAGGGCUUCCCCGUUGAUUGGAGUAUCAACGAAGCUGUACCCGCCCAGCAACUUCAGCAGGCUCUGGCGGAUGACGGAGACAGUCUUGAUAGAGAAGGGCUUGGAAAUCCAGGUCGCACGCAUGUUGAGUCUCUUGUCAUGUACCAUCCCUACAUCCCUGGGCUGCCUGUUGACGGGAGCCUGGUUGCGACUUCGGUGAUGCUCACCAACCCAACUUCACGAGGAUCAGUCGGAUUGGCAUCGGCGUCUCCCAACGACCUUCCUGUUAUUGAGCCGAAUUACUUCUCCACUUCGGUAGACCACGCAGCAUUGGUACAUGGCUCUCGCAGACUGCUUCGAGCACUCACAUAUACCACAUCGGGCCAGGAAUUCUUCGAGGGUGAAAUGGCACCAGCGCCCGGCUUGGACCCUCUCAGUCUGAACAGUAGCGAUGAUGAGAUCACAGAACGCAUUCGAAUGGUUGGAUCUCCACAUUAUCAUCCUGCUGGGACAUGUGCCCUUGGAUCGGUAAUUGAUACGAAUCUGAAAGUGAAGGGCGUUCACGGGCUUCGUGUCAUCGACGCAAGUAUCUUUCCUGCUCCAUUGAGUGGGCACCCUCAAGCUACUUUGUAUGGGGUUGCUGAGUUAGCAGCUGAAAUCAUAGCCGGAAGAGAGUAG
Molecule: messenger RNA, 1659 nt
Organism: Hymenoscyphus albidus
Lineage: Eukaryota; Fungi; Ascomycota; Leotiomycetes; Helotiales; Helotiaceae
Source: the annotation of a GenBank genome assembly